ACCAGCCCCGCAGACAUCACGCUCCCUCCCCAUGAAACCCCCUUCCCCCAAUCUACCCCUCUCUGUGCCCCCGACAUCCACGCUGCCUCAGCCCGCCGUCCAGCGCCCUCUCUGCGCCUCCCUCCCCACACCGCCUCAGCCCGCCGUUCGCCACGCUCCCCACGCUGCCUCCCCCCGUCGCCCCUCCCUCCCGCGCGGAACUCCGCCAUGCUCCCCACGUCGCCUCCCCCCAUCGCCCACCAGCCGUCGCCCACCAGCCCACACUAUCUCACGCCAUGGAUGGUGGCAACAGUCCCCGCCCCCGUACCUCACACGCAUCAGGCUGGGCUGGCCGAUCCCGCCGCCGCAAACGCCGCGCCCAGCCCCGAUGUCAGCGCGGCCCGCCCGCCAACGCACUUUCGGCCUCCCCCCGCCCCUCCCUUCGCCCGCCCACCCGCAACCUCCGCGCCAUCCGCAACCUCCGCCCGCUUCUCACGCCACCGACCCGACCUCCGCGCCAUCCGCAACCGUCGUGCGUCUUAUCCCUUCUCUACCGCGCACUCCGUGUGGAACAACCUCCGCGUAGGAAGCCUCCUCCCUUCCCCAUCCCCAUUCCCCACCACGCGCUUCGGGGACGGCGAGCUCCGGGCGGGAGCGACCGCCGGGCGCUUCUGCUGCUGGUGCGGAGGAGGAGGAGCGGCGAGGGUGGUUCGGCGCAGGCUCCACGGCGGCGGUGCCCGAGCCGAGUUCGACUGGCUGGCGCUCUACUGCAACCUCACACGCGGCGAUGGGCCGGACGGUAACAAUGGCAAGCUGGUCCUGGAGGAGCUGCUGUCGUGCGCCGCCACCCAAUUUUGUUUUCCCCAAAUCCUGAGCUGUGAAGAGAAGAAGAAGACAAGGACGCGGCGAGUACGAUGACGAGCGCCGCACAGCAAGUCAGCGAGGAGCACGAUGACGCGAUGAGGACCACGAGCUGCCGAGGAAGUCAAGGACGACGACGGCGCAGAGACCCGCGAGUUGAGACAUCUUCUUCGCCGGCGUGAACCGCAAGGCUGAGACAUCUUCUUCGCCGGGUUCGGCCACGCCGACACCACCGACCCGAUUUGCGCACACAUGCUAGGGCAAACUUUUUUCUCAUGCUGAAUCAGCGCUGCUGGAUAAACAAAUUGCGACCGAAAAGAGUGGGCCCAACUGCGUUUGUGAGCAGUUCUGGUGCUCUGAAUUGGCCUAAUUAAUGAUCAAGUGGUCGUGUUGUACCUAUCCUAGCCGUGUUUGCAGGCCUCUCAAAUUGAACCGAUUGCUUCAAGGGUGCCAUACAUGAUUGUGUUAACCAUGAGAGGGAUUGGCCUGGCACUGGUUCAUUCUACGGGAACCUCGACUUCGGUGGAGAAUGUGGUGUCCCUGUCCAAACUGUGUUCUACACUCCAACUGAAAACCGUGCAAAGUUCUGGUACGCAACAGAUUACGACAUGUUUAGCCUUCUGCAUUGCUCACAUGGAAGAGGACUUGAGACCCGGGACCGAGCAGUACAGAUUCAUCGAGCAAUGCCACAUUGGCCUCAUGAAGUUUCACAAUCACAGUGGUUUUUACAAGGAUUUCAGUUCAUGGUUGUACAUAGUUUUUUUAGUUUUUUUUUUGAAAAAUGAGGCAUUUUCUUUUUACCGGCGGCGGAGGCGAUGGCAACAAGCCCUUCCCUAUUCGAAUCUCUGUGACCACAGAGCCUACCUCGCUGAGCUCAUCACCGAGAUCACUGGUGGGAUCAAUGAGCUCGCCGACGUAGCACAGUUCUUUUGAUGAGAGUGGUUCAACUCUAUUUUGCUUGGUUCAGUGGAGAUGGUAGCAUGGUGAAGGAUAAUGCCUACGUGCGCAGCAAUUUUCAUUUUUCUUUUAGUUUCUUGGAGUCGUGGAAAUCUCGCUAUUCACAAGGAUUUCAUGGCGGCGUUGUUAAUUUGGGGGUUGGGCAGAGGCUUUACCUUUUGCGUCAGACAGUGCUCUCUCACAGCAAUUGUCCUUUUGCCUACCUGUAUCAUUCUGUCAUACUAUCUGCAAUUCAGCUAUGCACAGAACUAUCAAAAGCAAGCAAAGAUGCUCUAGAGUACCUGAGGAAGGUAAGGGCAUCUAUUUCUUACCACAAGGCCCAAACCAAUAUAAGCUACUUUGUGCUCUAUAAGGAUUGCCAGGAAAGUGCCAGAUUUGGCAGAGAACUUCAUGGGCCUGGAUGCAUCAUUGUUAAAGGAGAAACACCAUGGGUCCUUAUAUCUGCAAUUCAGCUAUGCACAGAACUAUGCAAAGCAAGCAAAGAUGCUCUAGAGUACCUGAGGAAGAUGGUUCGCACUCUUCAAACCACUCGCGUCAACACCAGCUACGCCCCUCAGCCCCGGCAGAUCCCGGCCUACCCAGUGGUAGUCGAGGAUGCCCCAGCGAAUCUCCCUCCCGUCCGAGUGGAGAACGUCAUCAACCUGGAGGACAGUUCGGAGGAGCAGCUGCCGACCCCCACCCCGUUGGCCGAGUCCCUGGCCUUCGCAGCUGCGUCAUCGACGUCAGCAUCGCCGGCACCAGCCUUCCAAGCACCUGCACCUGGAGGCGACGACCCCGAUGACUCCGGAGACGGCGACGACGAGGAUGACGACGACGACGACGACGAUGGAGAGGACGAACACGUCCACGAGGAAGCUGACUACGCCCAGGAGGACCACUUCAUGGGGAUUGGUCCAGUUGUCGAACAUUACACAUCAAUGUUCGAAACAGGGCACUUCCCCAACCUGCUGCAGGCAGUGCUGCACGAGCUAGGAGCCUACGUCCGCCCCCUGUAUGAGACGAGGCGAGUGAGCGAGCCUCCCCGGGCUUGCUAUUACAUCACUCGCAUCCAUGUCAGGGUGAUGGAUGCAGGUGACAGGGGAUUCAGGACUCUGUCUGCUCACGAGUCCCUGAUACCACUGUCCACCUAUGCUGCCUCUGUCAGCGACGCUGCCCGUCGGACCCUGUGGUCGCUUAGCCACACCUACCGGCAGCAGCUGCAGAACACAAGGUUCAGGCAUCUCCCUCAGCGCCUGCGUGGAGAGAGCCAGACCAACAUUGUCCCAGGUGAACCUGGUGAGGAUCGCCUCAACACCCUAGCUGGUGUAGUGGCCGGUCUCAACACCGACCUAGACAGUGCCACUCUGGACCUCUACAGUGUGCACUUGGAGCUGGAGAACGCCCACGCCAGGAUUGCAGCCCUGGAAGCCCAACUGCAGGGACUGAAUCCGCCAGAAGCUCAGGUUCCCGCCGUGACGUUGUCUCCUCCCCGCAAGAGGCUGCGCUACGGAGAGGCCGGAUCAGUCACUAGGCUGCUUUAGGAGUUUUGAGUCAUGAUGUAAUAAGUUACGCUUCGCAUUAGACGAUGAAACUAUCUUUAAUUUUUAUAUUAAUAAAUAUCAACCAUGUGAUGGUGAUUGGUUGAAAUGCUUGAUUUGAAUCUUUGUUUGAGUGCUAUGGUCUUAUGGAAUGAUGGCCAUAAGAACAUAUAAAAUUUGUAAAACUUAAGCUAUUUUCCCUCUUGAAUCUUUUCUACUCCUCACUUUUCUACGGACUUCACUUCCUAACAAAUCAGAUGGUGAACCAACGUCAAGGACCUAACAACCGGAACCAGCGUGGACAACAAGCACCACCACCACCACCACCUAAUCCCAACAUGGAGCAGUUCAUCGCCGCGCAAAUGCAGAUUCUGCAAGGACUCACUGCUGCGGUUCAACAAUUGCAACAGAACCAACAGAAUCAGCAACCCCAGCAGCAGCAAUAUGCACCCCCGGCUAGAGAUAAGCACCGGGACUUCAUGAGUCAUCACCCGCCAACUUUCUCUCAUGCGGUUGAUCCUUUGGAUGCCGAUGACUGGCUUAAGGUUAUCGGAAAGAAGUUGGACAUCACUCAGUGCAACGACCGGGAGAAGGUCUUGUACGCCUCAGGAAGACUCGAGGGAGCUGCGUCCGAUUGGUGGGAUGCCUUCACAGCGGCACAUCCCAAUGCUGACACAAUAACCUGGCAGGAGUUCCAAGAGAACUUCCGCGCUCACCACAUUCCUUCGGGAAUCAUGAAGCUGAAGAAGAAGGAGUUUCUUUCCCUUACUCAAGGGAAUAUGUCUGUCAGUGAGUAUCGUGAUCGCUUCACUCAGCUUUCACGUUAUGCUCCUGAGGAAGUGGACACUGAUGAGAAGCGCCAAGAGCGUUUUCUGGAAGGGUUGAUUGGACCUCUGAACUAUCAACUUCAGAGUCACACAUUCCCCAACUUCCAGACACUCCUGAACAAGGCAAUUGGCCUUGAGAGCAAAAGGAAGGAAUUAUCUGACCAUAAAAGGAAGUUCCAGGGUCAGUCAAGCAGAAACACUCGUCCGAAUAAUGCUCAAGGGUCGCAGUUCCGCUCUGGAAAUCAGGGUGGAAAUAAUUAUCAAGUGCAACGCUCUGGACAGCAAGGCCAGAGAAACAACCAGAAUCAGAAUCAACAAAGGAGCAACCCCCAGACCAACCAGAGGUCUGGUGGAAAUUCACAGAACCGUCAGGGUGGCACCAACAACACUCAGGCCAGAAACAACGCACCUGUCCAACCCAACGGCUGUUUGAAGUGCGGUGAAUUAGGCCACUAUGCCAACAACUGCCCAAGGCGCAACCAGCAGACACCCCAGAAAGGCAACACUCAGAGAAAUGACCAGAGCACCCCCGCUCGUGGAUCUGCUCAGAACAAGACUCCGCAGAACCAGAGCCGAGGAAGGGUCAAUCACGUCACUGCGGAAUCAGUGCCUGAGGAUGCCGACAUUGUGUAUGGUAUGUUCCUUGUUAACUCCAUACCUGCAUCAGUUUUAUUUGACUCUGGAGCAUCACAUUCAUUUAUAACUGAGUCAUUUGUGGAAAAACAUAACAUACCUAAGUACCCUCUGAAGAGGAUAUUACACAUUAGUUCACCGGGAGGUGACAUGAAAGCCACACACUCAUGCCCUCAUGUUAAUAUCAAGAUUCAAGGAAUAGAUUUUACAGUCGACCCAGUGGUCCUAGGAUCCAACGGUAUUGAUGUGAUUCUUGGAUGCAACUGGUUGAAAAGUUGUGAUGGAGUGAUACGGUGUGCCAACGGAACAAUUACGUUGACAAGUCCUCAAGGUGAAAGAAUCCAAGUCAACAUAGACAAGUCAACAGAUGAAAAAGGGAAGACAGUGAUCAAUCACUUGGAAGAAAAGCCCUUGGAAAAUAUCAAAGUAGUGUGCGAAUACCCAGACGUAUUUCCGGAAGAAUUACCAGGUAUGCCACCUGACCGUGAUAUAGAGUUUUCUAUUGAAUUAGUACCCGGAACCGCACCUAUCUCGAAAAGACCUUAUAGAAUGGAUGGCAAAGAUUUAGUAGAACUGAAGAAACAAAUAGAAGAAUUACUAGAAAAAGGUUUUAUUCGCCCAAGUUCAUCCCCUUGGGGAGCCCCAGUACUGUUUGUGAACAAGAAGGAUGGUUCGAGAAGAAUGUGCGUUGAUUAUAGAAGUUUGAAUGAAGUAACCAUCAAGAAUAAAUACCCACUACCUCGAAUUGAAGAUUUAUUCGAUCAAAUGAAGGGAGCUAAGAUAUUCUCGAAGAUAGAUCUGAGAUCGGGAUAUCAUCAGUUAAAGAUCCGAGCAGAAGAUGUACCGAAGACAGCCUUCACGACGAGAUAUGGAUUAUAUGAGUUUUUGGUCAUGUCGUUUGGACUGACUAAUGCACCAGCAUACUUUAUGAACUUGAUGAAUAAAGUAUUCAUGGAAUAUUUGGAUCAGUUUGUGGUCGUAUUCAUUGACGACAUACUGAUAUAUUCUCCGAAUGAAGAAACACACGAAGAUCAUCUAAGGCUAGUCCUACAAAAGCUUCGUGACAACCAACUGUACGCAAAAUUCUCGAAGUGUGAUUUUUGGUUGAAAGAAGUUACUUUCUUAGGGCAUAUUGUUACCGAUGGUGGAAUUAAAGUGGACCCAGGAAAGAUAAGUGAGAUACUAAAUUGGAAGCAACCCACAGAUGCGUCCAAGAUCAGAAGUUUUCUUGGAUUAGCAGGAUACUAUAGAAGAUUUAUUGAAGGUUUUUCCAAGUUAGUGAAGCCUCUUACCUCUCUACUGGAGAAAGGCAAAGAGUUCAAAUGGGAUGAAGCUUGUCAGAAUUGUUUUGAGGAACUCAAGAAGAGGUUAACCACUGCACCAAUACUGGUAAUGCCAGACAUCCACAAGGGAUUUGAUGUGUAUUGCGAUGCAUCACACCUUGGACUUGGAUGUGUGCUAAUGCAAGAAGGAAAGGUGAUUGCUUAUGCUUCAAGACAGUUGAGGAAACAUGAGAAGAAUUAUCCUACACAUGAUUUGGAACUAGCAGCCGUAGUGCAUGCUUUGAAGAUUUGGAGGCACUAUAUGAUUGGAAACAAGUGCAAAAUCUUCACGGAUCAUAAAAGCUUGAAAUAUAUAUUCACUCAGAAGGAACUCAACCUCAGACAGAGAAGAUGGCUAGAGUUGAUUAAAGAUUAUGAUUUGGAGAUACAAUAUCACCCCGGAAAGGCAAAUGUAGUAGCUGAUGCUUUGAGCCGUAAGGGUCAAGUGAACAACAUCACUACUCAUUUGAUGUCACAGGAAUUGUGCUGGGAAAUGGAACGACUCAACCUUGGAUUUCUCAAUAAUGUAGAAGCAACGGUGAUGGAAGUCGAAUCUACUUUGGAAGAAGAGAUUCGUAAAGGACAAGAGUCCGAUGAGAAGAUUAAGGAAAUUAAAUCUUUGAUUAGUUUGGGUAAAGCCCCAGAUUUCACGGAAGAUGAACAAGGCACAAUAUGGUUUAAGAAGAGAAUCUGUGUACCGGAAAUCGAGCACUUACGCCAACUUAUUUUGAGAGAAGCUCAUGAUUCAGCUUACUCUAUUCACCCUGGAAGUACAAAGAUGUACCAGGAUCUUAAGGAAAAGUAUUGGUGGUACGGUUUGAAAAGAGAUGUUGCUACUCAUGUUGCAUUAUGUGACGUGUGUCAGCGAGUUAAAGCUGAACACCAAAGACCAGCAGGAUUGCUGCAACCUCUCAAGGUACCAGAAUGGAAAUGGGAAGAAAUCAGUAUGGAUUUCAUAGUUGGACUACCCCGUACUCGAGAUGGCUAUGAUUCAAUAUGGGUCAUAGUAGACAGGUUAACCAAAGUGGCACAUUUUAUACCUGUGAAGACAACUUACUCAGGAGCCCAGUUAGCAGAGUUAUACAUGUCGAGGAUUGUUUGUCUGCAUGGAGUACCAAAGAAGAUCGUAUCAGAUCGAGGAACCCAAUUUACCUCGCGCUUUUGGAAAAGACUUCAUGAGUCCAUGGAUACCAAGCUAAAUUUUAGUUCAGCGUAUCACCCGCAAACGGAUGGGCAAACAGAAAGGACAAACCAAGUGUUGGAAGAUAUGCUAAGAGCUUGUGCUCUAAAGCAUGGUAGAAGCUGGGAUAAAAGUUUGCCUUAUGCAGAAUUUUCGUAUAACAACAGUUAUCAAGCAAGUCUCAAAAUGGCACCGUUUGAAGCACUAUAUGGACGAAAGUGUAGAACACCACUUUAUUGGAAUCAGACUGGAGAAAGUCAAGUAUUUGGUCCAGAAAUUCUCCAAGAGGCGGAAAAGCAAGUGCAAAUUAUCAGAGAAAAUUUGAAGACAGCACAGUCAAGACAGAAAAGCUAUGCUGAUAAUAGAAGAAGAGAAUUGUUGUUUGAAGUAGGAGACUUUGUCUACCUUAAAGUUUCACCGAUGAGAGGAAUGAAAAGGUUUAAGGUUAAAGGAAAAUUAUCACCUCGCUAUAUUGGCCCAUUCAAGAUUUUGGAAAGAAAAGGCGAAGUAGCCUACCAGUUAGAGCUACCCGAUAGAUUAUCAGAUGUGCAUGACGUAUUUCACGUGUCACAACUCAAGAAGUGCUUAAGAGUACCCGAAGAACAGUUACCCAUGGAAGAACUGAAUGUUAAUGAAGAUUUGACUUAUUCGGAGUACCCAAUCAGAAUUCUGGAAACAUCUCGCAGAAUUACACGGAGUAAAGUCAUUAACAUGUGCAAAGUUCAGUGGAGUCAUCAUUCGGAAGAUGAAGCCACUUGGGAAAGAGAAGAUGAACUCAGAGCAGAAUUCCCUCAGCUAUUCUCGGAAGUUUCUUAAUCUCGAGGACGAGAUUCUUUUUAAGAGGGGUAGGUUUGUAACACCAUAAAAGCCAUCAAUUAAAAUAAUAAAUUUAGAUAUUAUAUUAAUUAGGGUAAUAAAUUUAUUUUAGUGUUUAAUUAUUUAUUUUCAUCGUUUUCUUUGCAUGCAUUUGAUUUCUUACGAGAUGUUUAAUAUCAAUUCAUUUUAAAAAGAGAUACUAGUAAUUAAAUAAUAAUUAAGAAAAUAUAGUAAUUAUUAGUCUAAAAAUAAGUACUUCAUUUACAAAUAUUUUUGGUAAUUUUCUUAUAAUUUUUAGAGUUCUUUAAAAAUGAAUUUCGGAAUAAAAAAAAAAAACUAAACCUACACCUACCGGCCCAACUAAGGGCCCAUCUACCAACUACCCUAGCCUUCCUAUGCCGCGCGCGUGCUCCCUGGGAGCCUUCCCAGGCGCCGCCGCCUUCCCUCACGUCUCUCCCUCUACUCACUUCUCUCUCUCUCCUCUCUUCUCUCUCUCCUUCUCUCCUAUUCCCUCUCUCUCUUCAACGCACGAGCGCCCAGCCACUCCUCCCCUGCUGCCGCUGCCAGGCCGGCCUCGCCCGCGCCCGACCACGGCGCGAGCAACGCGCGCAGCCGAGCGCCGGCGCCCUGCAGCCGCGUACCGCGCGCUAGGAGCGAGCUCCUGCCCAGCCGCGCGAGCCGUCGCGACUCCCGCUCCGUGCGCACUCGAGCGAAAGCCGCCGCGACCGUCUGUUGUUCGCUGCGUAGUGGAACGUCAAAGCAGCCGUUUCUCCUCCAUUACUUUCUCUGUGAAACCGACGCCAUCAAUGGCCAGUGAAGGUCCAACGGCGCCCCAUUGAAGAGCCCGGCCGUUCCUCUCUCCCCCACGGCGACCCCUCUUCUCCCCUCCCUCUCUCUAUAAAAGGGGACAGCAGAGCCUCCCCAUUUCUUCCUACUCGAAUUUGUCUCUCUCUCUAGCACUCCUCGCUCAUCGCUAGUGCGUUGCCGUUCGUCGCCGGAGUGUGCUGUUCGUCGCCGGAGUUCGCCGGAGUUACGCCAUCCGCUGUCCGUAGUCGAGCCCCGCUCUCCGUCGAUCCGUCCCCGUCACACGCACGAACCCGAGAAACUGAUUGUGUGGUAGAGGACCCAAAUACGUUUGAAGACGACACGCAGGACGAUUUUGUGCA
This is a messenger RNA of Zea mays, 9258 nucleotides long. RefSeq lists its product as uncharacterized. The record is from RefSeq and is a predicted model, not a curated record. The transcript is spliced from 12 exons. The coding region runs from base 1773 to 3317 and encodes 514 amino acids. NCBI's taxonomy places the organism in Eukaryota, Viridiplantae, Streptophyta, Magnoliopsida, Poales, Poaceae.